AACCCCAGCUCCCCCUCAUCUUAAAAAAAUAUUCACAAGGAUUUUUCUGGGUUUUAUUUUUUUUUAUUCUUUUAUUAUUACUAUUAUUAUUAUUUGUUUUUUUAUUUUUAUUUUUUAUUUUAAGUUGCUUAUUUUGCCUUCCUUUGGUUGCCCUGGAAUUCAAAAUAAACUUGGACAAAUUUUACAAGAUUUGGGAAGAAAUCCGGUCGGAUCUUGCUUUGUGGGUCUUAUUUCAAUAAAAAGCUCUUCUUCUUAGUUUCUCCACCUCCCAUAGGUUUCACAAAUCAGACUUAAGAGAGACAACAGAAAACAGAGUUUCUCUGGAUCCCCUGCUUUUUAAUUGGCGCAAUGGGCAUGGCUACCGAGACCCAGUUUCAUGUUUUGGCUGUUGAUGACAGCCUCAUAGAUAGAAAGCUGAUUGAGAAGCUCCUCAAGACCUCAUCAUAUCAAGUUACUACAGUUGAUUCUGGUACUAAGGCUCUAGAAUUUCUGGGUUUGCAUGAAGAUGACCAAAGCAACCCAAAUACAUCCUCUGUUUUCCCAAACAAUCAUCAGGAAGUGGAAGUGAAUCUUAUUAUUACAGAUUACUGUAUGCCUGGCAUGACAGGCUAUGAUUUGCUCAGGAAAAUCAAGGAGUCUUCAUCCCUGAGAAACAUCCCAGUGGUGAUUAUGUCAUCUGAGAAUGUGCCUUCAAGAAUCAACAGAUGCUUGGAAGAAGGAGCAGAAGAGUUUUUCUUGAAGCCAGUCAGAUUAUCAGAUGUGAAUAGGCUUAAGCCCCAUAUAAUGAAAACAAAAUUGAAGGAUCAUGUUAUUAUUUCAACAGAUCAAAAACAAGAAAACGAAGAAGAAGAUGAUGAUGAUGAAUCAGGGAAACCAGUUCUUCAAUCACAAGAAGAACACCAGCAGCGCCAACAACAACAACAUCAGCAGCAACAACAACAACACCACCACCAACAUAGCAAUAGUAACAAGAGGAAGGCCAUGGAAGAAGGGCUUUCACCUGAUAGAACUAGACCCAGAUACAAUGGCGUCACCACAGUGGUCUGAUGAUUAAUCAUGAAAAUAAUUUUCCCAUUUUAUCUGAACAAUGUAAUUUUAUAAUUUUUCUUUUCUUUUUUUUUUUAAUCUUAAACUUUGCGCUGGUUAAUACAGGGCCCAAUAGGAGUGUAGAGAGAGUUGUUUCAUGUAUACAUUUUACAUGGAAAUAUUUUAAUCCAAUUUUGUUCUACUAA
Corylus avellana is the source of this 1232-nucleotide messenger RNA. It is a transcript of the gene ARR9, whose product is annotated as response regulator 9. Gene Ontology annotation, biological process: cytokinin-activated signaling pathway; phosphorelay signal transduction system. The record is from RefSeq and is a predicted model, not a curated record. NCBI's taxonomy places the organism in Eukaryota, Viridiplantae, Streptophyta, Magnoliopsida, Fagales, Betulaceae.